Arxiozyma heterogenica is the source of this 2748-nucleotide messenger RNA. It is a transcript of the gene RFC1, whose product is annotated as replication factor C subunit 1. Lineage: Eukaryota; Fungi; Ascomycota; Saccharomycetes; Saccharomycetales; Saccharomycetaceae. Gene Ontology annotation, biological process: DNA repair; DNA replication. The transcript has a single exon. The coding region runs from base 1 to 2748 and encodes 915 amino acids. Gene Ontology annotation, molecular function: ATP binding; ATP hydrolysis activity; DNA binding. The record is from RefSeq and is a predicted model, not a curated record. Gene Ontology annotation, cellular component: DNA replication factor C complex; nucleus.
AUGGUAGAUAUCACUGACUUCUUUGGUAAGGGGAGGAAAUCAGGUUCAAAGAGUACCAUAUCAAACACCAAAAAACCCGCUAGGGCAGCUACUGUACCUGCAACUACAACUACAACUACUAAACAUGAUAUAAUCGAUCUAGAUGAUGAUGAUGAUGAAGAUCUUUUAGAAUUGCAAUCCAAAAAGAGAAGAUUAAAAGAACCAGACACUAUAAUCAUAGAUUCACCUUCACCAAAGAGGAAAAAAAAUAAAGAAGUUUCAGUGUCUAAAGAUACAUAUGAUCAGCAUGAUAAAACCACUGAAACAAAAGAAAAUCAGCCUUUUGUUUUUAAGCCAAUACCUAUUGUCCCUAUAAAGAAUAGAGAACAAUCAAUCAAUUCUAUAAAAAAAGAAAAUGUGUCCUCUAAAGCAAUUAGAGUAGACGAAAACUUUACAGUUCCUGCAAAUGUUUCCAAACAUAAACUCACCGCGGAAGAGGUGCUAGCUAAAAUCCCAUCUCUUGACCUAAAUAGCGUUCAUGUCAAAGAAGAUGCUAAAUUUGAUUUUAGAGCGCGUGGGACUCAAGAUGUGGAGGGUACUGGAGAAACACCGAGCGAUUUUCCUGAAGGUUCACCAAAUUGCCUGUUAGGUUUAACGAUUGUUUUCACCGGUGUAUUGCCUACAAUUGAAAGAGGUGCAGCAGAAAGUUUAGCCAAAAAAUAUGGUGCACGAGUCACGAAAUCUAUAUCUGGCAAGACAUCAGUAGUAGUAUUAGGUGACGAUGCAGGGCCUAGAAAAGUGGAGAAAAUUAGACAACUAAAGAUUAAGGCAAUAGAUGAAGAAGGUUUUAAACAACUAAUAGCAGGGAUGCCAGAAGAGGGCGGAGCCGGGACUGCAGCAGAGAAGGCAAGACAAAAAUUGAAAGAGGAGGAAGAAAAAACAAAAAGAGAAGUAGAAGCUAUGUUAAAAGAGGAAAAAUUGAAAAAAGCCAGAAUCAAACAAGCAGAAGCCUCUGGUAAAUCCAUUAAACAAGAAGAUAUGGUUAGAGACGAAGAUAAAUUAUGGACUGUUAAAUAUGCACCAACUGAUAUAUCACAAAUAUGUGGUAAUAAAGGUCCGAUAACAAAAUUAGUGAAUUGGUUGAAAAACUGGGAUUCAAAUAAAAGAAUGGGGUUCAAGAGCCCUGGGAGAGAUGGUACGGGUAUAUACAGAACUGUUAUGCUAUCUGGUCCACCAGGGAUUGGGAAGACGACAGCGGCUCAUUUAGUAGCUAAACAGUUUGGCUAUGAUGUGCUCGAACAAAAUGCAUCCGAUGUUCGUUCUAAAUCAUUAUUAAAUGAAGGUGUAAAAAAUGCUUUAGGUAAUAUGUCAGUUGUUGGGUAUUUUAAAAAUAAAAGUAAUACUGAUGAUGUCAACGGUAAAAAAUUUGUUAUUAUCAUGGAUGAAGUUGAUGGUAUGAGUGGUGGUGAUCGUGGUGGUGUAGGUCAAUUAGCUCAAUUUUGUCGUAAGACUACCACACCAAUGAUUUUAAUAUGUAACGAACGUAAUUUACCUAAAAUGAGACCCUUUGAUAGAACAUGUCUUGACAUCCAAUUCAGAAGACCUGAUGCAAAUAGUAUUAAAGCUAGAUUGAUGACUAUCUCAAUUAGGGAAGGGUUUAAACUGGAUCCAACGAUUAUUGAUAAAUUGGUACAAACCACAAGGGGCGAUAUUAGACAAAUCAUCAAUUUAUUGUCUACUAUCUCAAUGACCACAAAAUCAAUUGGACAUGAUAAUAUUAAGGAAAUUUCGGAAUCCUGGGAAAAGAAUGUUGCACUGAAACCGUUUGAUAUUACGCACAAAUUGCUGGACGGGCAUAUCUAUACCGAUCUUGGAUCCAAUACAUUUACAUUAAAUGACAAGAUUGGGUUAUAUUUUGAUGAUUUGGAUUUCACACCAUUGAUGAUUCAAGAAAACUAUAUUCAUUGUAAACCAGGAAACUUACCAGUGAACAAAUCUCCAUUAGACAUGAUUGCAGAAGCAGCAGACAGCAUAUCAGAAGGUGAUUUAGUAGAAAGAAGGAUUCGGAGCAGUGAACAAUUGUGGAGUUUAUUGCCACUACAUGCUGUGCUAUCUUCUGUACGCCCUUCUUCAAAAGUAGCAGGACAUAUGGCGGGAAGGAUCAAUUUUACAAGUUGGUUGGGCCAAAAUUCCAGGACUAAUAAAUAUUACAGGUUGUUACAGGAAUUGCAAUAUCAUACCAGAUUGAGCACUUCAACAGACAAGGUUGGUCUCAGAUUAAAUUAUUUACCCACUUUAUAUAGUAGAUUGUUGCGUCCACUGGUGAAAGACGGAAGUGAGGGUAUAGCGGAGGUAAUCCAAUUAAUGGAUGAUUACUAUUUGACCAAGGAAGAUUGGGAUGUUGUGAUGGACUUUAUGAUUGGUCCUGACAAGACUGAUUUAAUAAUCAAAAAGAUACCUACUGCAGUGAAAAGUUCCUUCACAAGAAAGUAUAACAGUAUGACACAUCCUGUGGUAAUUUAUAAGACAGGAUCCAGUAUAGGAGGUGGGGGUUCAAGUAGUUCAAGCGGUUCUAUUAACCAGCCCGAUUUCGAAGAUGUUGUGGAUGCAGACACAUCCAACGCUACGCCAGAUGAUGAUGAUAACGAAGAUGAUACGGAAUUAGACUUAAAGAAGGACAAGUUAAUCAAACAAAAAGUUAAACCAACUAAAAAGAAAGCUACUUCAACUAAGAAACCAGCACCAAAGAGACGGAGGACUAAGGCAUAA